UAUACAUCCUGCGUAAAACUUUCCACGUGGAAUUAUAAUUCUGACAAGUGGUGACUGCGACUGCAUGAUUUUCAACUAGCAAAGUUUCUCCAGUACAUUUUUCUUUGUAAGAAAACUGCACAUGGGUUAAAUUACUGCUGGCGUGAGGUCGAUCGCUUUAUUAUGAACUUCUUUCAUCCAAACAAUUUAUUAAAUUGCACGUUUUGCCCACUUAGGUGAUAACUAUAGAAUUGCGUUAAUUUUCCGACAUAUAAAUUGGCUAAAGCGAAAAAAUUAUGUAAUAUGCGAUCGAUUGUUGGAAAAGAGGGGAUGAACGGAGCCUCGACAACUUCCUCGCGAUCAGACGCAAUCACGCACUCACGGAGAAAUGAUCUGUGUAAAGUCGUUGCAACUCGAUCUAAAUCAAGUUCUCUUGCUAGCAGUUGGUUUGUGGCCUUUCAAGCAAUCCAUAUUCGUCCGAUUGCAAUUAAUUUUGUUCUACAGUAUCCUGAUAAUCUCCAUUGUAUGCCAACUUGCAUCAUUUCUAACGACGAAAUGCACCUCGCAGUUCGUCAUAGAAGUUUUGUCUGUCGUGAAUUUCUUCAUUUUCUUCAUGAUAAAAUAUAUCACGUUUUGCUUUAAUAUCGAUACUGUGAAGUAUUUCUUGAAAAUAAUGCAACAUACAUAUAACGAGCUAAAAGAUGAGAACGAAAUUGUCAUCAUAAAAAAAUACGGAACCCUCGCGAAACAUUGCAACUAUAUAAUCACACUGUUCGGCAUUGUUGGCAUAUUUAGUUUUAUGUUCUUGCCAUUCUGGCCGCGACUCCUGGAUGUCAUAUGGCCCACAAACGAAUCUCGUCCACAUUCAUUGUUGCAAUUUAAGGCGGAGUACUUUUGCAAUCAAGAAAAAUACUUCUAUUUGAUUUUAUUUCACACAAACGCAGUCUUUUACAUUGGGGAGACUAUAUUAUUAGCGACAGGGGCGAUUAUCAUAGCAUAUUUACACUACGUCUGUGGAAUGUUUAAAGUUGCCAGUUAUCGGAUAGAUCAGAUCUUGAAGACCAAUGCGUUAAAAAUGGCUGAUAUGGAAAAUGAGAAAUUUACUUGCAGGAAGAUAAUUUGUGCAAUAGACAUGCAUCGAAAUGCUAUAAAGUCUAUAGAUUUUUUU
Harpegnathos saltator (Jerdon's jumping ant) is the source of this 1147-nucleotide messenger RNA. RefSeq lists its product as uncharacterized. Gene Ontology annotation, biological process: sensory perception of smell. The annotation marks the transcript as partial. NCBI's taxonomy places the organism in Eukaryota, Metazoa, Arthropoda, Insecta, Hymenoptera, Formicidae. Gene Ontology annotation, molecular function: olfactory receptor activity; odorant binding. The transcript has 6 exons. Gene Ontology annotation, cellular component: membrane. The record is from RefSeq and is a predicted model, not a curated record.